AUGAUCUCCUCUGAUUCUCACAACGGGCACGCCAAUGGCGUAAACGGCCAUGCCAACGGCGCGUCCAGUUCUCUCGCAGCUGCCUUCUCAGCAGCUAAUGCUGGGCUUGACUAUGAAGUGCUCAUCAUCGGUGCUGGCCUUAGCGGCAUCUUCUCCAUGUACCGGAUGAGGGAGCUGGGUCUGCGGGCAAAGAUCCUCGAGGCCGGUUCUGGCGAGGGCGGUACCUGGUUCUGGAACCGCUACCCCGGUGCAAGGUUUGACUCUGAGAGUUACUCUUACAUUUUCUCCUUCUCUCAAGAGGUGCUUGAUGAAUGGGACUGGGAAGAACAUUUUGCCCCUCAACCAGAGACUCUCAGGUACAUCCAGUACCUCACCAAGAAGUUCGACCUCAAGAAGCACAUGCAAUUCAACACAAAGAUACAAUCGGCCCAUUGGCAGACGGACAGCAAUUCCUGGCUCUUGACGGAUCAGAAUGGCCAGACUUACACUUGCCGCUACCUCAUCACCGCCAUGGGCAUCCUCAACGAGCCUACUCUUCCCAACAUCCCAGGAGUAAAUGACUACAAGGGUGAGGCCUGGCACACGGCAAGGUGGCCCGAGAACUCCUCGGCCAGCCUCGAAGGCAAGCGUGUCGGCAUCAUUGGAACGGGUGCCACCGCCAUCCAGACCAUCCAGGCCAUCGCCGACAAGGUGGGCAGCCUAACCGUCUUCCAGCGCACCGCCAAUUGGACGGCCCCUUUGCGGAAUUCCAAAAUCACCAAAGAGGAAAUGGCGGAGAUCCGCAAGCGGUACGCCACCAUCUUCAAGCAGUGUCUCGAGUCGUACUCUUGCUUCAUCCACGUCACAGACCCCACGAGCGUCUUCGACAUGUCUGAGGAAGAGCGCCUCAAUCAUUGGGAGAAGCUUUACAAUACACCCGGGUUCGCCAAGGUCCUCAGCAUCUCUUCCGACAUUUACACCGACAAGGCUGCCAAUGACCUUUACAGUGCUUUUUACGCGGACAAGAUUCGCCAGCGCGUCAAGGACCCCAAGGUCGCUGAGAAGCUGAUUCCCAAGAACCACGGCUUUGGAACGAGACGCGUUCCCCUGGAGAGCGGCUACUAUGAAGUCUUCAACCAGGAGAACGUCAAGCUCGUUGACAUCAGAGAGAAUCCCAUUGAGAAGAUUGUGGCUACUGGUGUGCAAACGCGGGACGAGCUCUACGAGGUAGACAUUCUCAUCUAUGCCACGGUAACCGGUUCCUUCCGAGCCGUCGAUUUCCAGGGUGUUAACGGCACAAAGCUCAACGAUGUUUGGAGUGAGGGUAUCCGCACCUUCCUAGGCUUGACCGUCGCUUCCCUGCCGAACAUGUUCAUGGUAAUGGGACCUCACCAAAUGUUCGGCAAUAUACCAAGAAGCGUAGAAUACGCCGUCGAGUGGGUGGCCCGGUAUCUCAGGUAUGCACGCGAUCACAACAUCCAGUAUAUCGAGGCCACCGAGGCGGGCAUGGACUUGUGGACGGAGCAUGUCCACGAGUGCGGAAAGGGUCUGCUUGCGAACGACGUAGACUCCUGGAUGACGGGAGUCAACUUGAACUUGGCGCAUAAACAGAAGAGGUCCAUGACGAGAUACAAUGGGCCUGCUCCCGGGUACAGGAAGCGAUGUGAUGAUGUUGCGGCUAGGAAUUACUCUGAUUUCGUCCUUAAGCAAGGGUAG
Scedosporium apiospermum is the source of this 1695-nucleotide messenger RNA. RefSeq names its product 2-oxo-Delta(3)-4,5,5-trimethylcyclopentenylacetyl-CoAmonooxygenase. The transcript has 4 exons. The record is from RefSeq and is a predicted model, not a curated record. Gene Ontology annotation, molecular function: N,N-dimethylaniline monooxygenase activity; NADP binding; flavin adenine dinucleotide binding. Lineage: Eukaryota; Fungi; Ascomycota; Sordariomycetes; Microascales; Microascaceae. The coding region runs from base 1 to 1695 and encodes 564 amino acids.